AAAUGAUAUCGACAGAAUAAUGGUACUCGGCAUCAAGAAGAAAUAUAUACUGAUAAAGAUCGUGCCGCCGCAGUAAAUAUGGGAACUAAAGAUAUUAAACAAUCAUUGAAAAUAAAGCAAAAACAAGAUCGCAAUUUACAAUUGCCAGAAGAUACUGAACCGACAGCUAUAUUAGCUUUAGGAUUGCGUGAGAUGCGAAUUGGUGAUGUUAAAAUAGCAAUGAAUUGUAUUAAUAAGGCAUUGGAUCUUGAGCCAAAUGAUAACAAUGCAUUAAUAGCACGAAGUAAAUGUCACCUUUUAUUAGGAGAACCACAAAAAGCAUUGCAGGAUGCAGAAAAUGCAUUACAAUAUAAAAUGAAAAAUGCAAAUAUGGCUAAUGCAAUAUAUUGUAAAGCAGAAGCUUUAUAUUAUCUUGGUGAUUUUGAAAUGAGUCUUGUAUAUUAUUACCGUGGCAUGAGAAUCCGUCCAGAAUACGGACAAUUUCGUCUUGGUGUGCAAAAAGCAAAAGAUGCAAUAAAAAAUAUAUUGCAUAAAAAUUAAAUAGUUAUUUUAUAAAAAAAUGAUUAUAUAAAAUUUUUUUAAAUUGAUUGAAAAUUUUAACAAAUUAUUAAUAAAAUAUAAU
Messenger RNA from Apis laboriosa (Himalayan honeybee), 622 nucleotides. RefSeq names its product outer dynein arm-docking complex subunit 4. Gene Ontology annotation, cellular component: cytoplasm. The record is from RefSeq and is a predicted model, not a curated record. The transcript is spliced from 2 exons. Gene Ontology annotation, molecular function: protein binding. The coding region runs from base 79 to 540 and encodes 153 amino acids. NCBI's taxonomy places the organism in Eukaryota, Metazoa, Arthropoda, Insecta, Hymenoptera, Apidae.